AUGCCGACCCGUGAGCUGGGGAGCUCUUUUGAGGCUUCAAAUGGUGCUCAAGGGGUAGGAACAACUUUAUUGAAAAGGCAUAGGAUAUUACCUCAUCCUAUAGAAGGGCGCCCUUCCGGUACAUAUUCUCAGCCUCGGACUUUGCAAUCUCGCGAUACUACUGCAGAAUCGGCAACAGCGCCCGAACCUAAUUCCGAUACCGCGAAUGCACGCAUCAAUGUCCUUGCGGUCCCCGCGCCAAAUAUCGAAGUCGCGUCUGUCAAAGAUUCUGUUGUACAAUCAACACCAAGUCCAUCAACGAUUCAGAAAAGUCCACCUACCCCCGAUGUAACACCUCCACGCGCAAUGCCACCGUCGGCAUUUCGUUCAGUAUUAGCAAACUCUCGGUAUCUCUCUUCGCGAACAGAUUCCUUCCGGACAGCGCGAGAAAAUCUGUAUUCCUCGGACGAGGAUGAAACUUCAACAAUUCGACCACGAAGACCAUCUGCGAGACCAUCCGAGGCAGAAGUAUUGCAAGUUCCGCGAAAAGAGAUUGGGUUAGGCCUGGGUCUGGAAUCUGAUAAUGAGGGCUCUACAACACCAAAAGUAAAAGAAGAAUCAUCACAGCAGGAAUUUGGUGCUUUUGAUGGGGAAUGGGGCACCUCUCCAGGAGAUGUAAGCGAGGUGGAACGAGAAUGGGAUGAUAAUCUUAUGAGGAAUGUGACGGUUCGAAAGCGCCGUGAUAGGAAUAUGAUUUUUGACGAAGGAGCCGAUGAGGUGGAAGAUAGUACAAUUUCUCCGACAAAGGCGAUAAGAGUUGUGCGAAGGUUGUCUCUACGAGAGAAUGAAGAAUAUCACCGAUUGGAGAAAGAUAUCGUGGAACCGAUUUUAAAAAGUGGCACAUGGCCUAGAGUAAGGAAGGACACUACACAGUCUCCGAUAAUGUCAAAUACCAGAAGAUUCUCUACAAUGUCAGGUCGUUCAACGACAUCUACAGUUGUCGAAGCUUUCGUCGUCGAUGUACCACCUUUGAGAUUGAGAACCCUUCGCCAUACCAAAAAGCAAAUUGGAUUGAGAGAUUUCAGCUCAAAUGAUUCAACUUUGGGCUCCGCACCACCAUCCGAGAAUUCGAGUGAACAAUAUCAUCGUUUAGUGCACAAAGCUGAACGAAUUCCUGAACGACAUAACGGAAGCUUGAUAUCGAAUACUACCCCGAGCAUCACUUCAAGUCAUAAAUCGCGCCGGCAGGUCAUACGCGAGGGCGGAGUACCUGUUGUGGUGAUUCCAGAUCGCGUUUCAUCUGCGAAAUCUUCCAAACCUCCAUCUCUGCGCUCAACAAGUAGUCGAAGGACUAAGAGGAGCAAUUCCCUACAAUCAGCUCCAUUAUCACAAUCUUCGAAAACAAAUGAGCCCGGAUACUUUGAUAGUAUUCCUCCUAUCAGGAAACGCACAACCUCAGAAUCUGCAGGAUCGAGCAAUUCUGUACAUACUAUCGAUUAUCCUCCAAGCAUUCCGACUCGAAAAUCCUCACUUUCUGCUCCAACGAGUCGAAAUACUUCAAGGGCAGGUUCAUUGACCGCAGAGAGUCUCAAAGCUCACGACAUGCUUCAAGAAAAGCAAUCACCGACGUUCGGGCCAGUUGAAGUACCAACGCCCGCCGGUUCCGAAAAGGAAACUGAGCCACAAAAUGCUCGUUCAAGCAUAGAUCAUGGUCGGCUAAGUAUUGAUCAUCAUGACGAACGGCAAUUUCAUGUCAGACGAUCUUCACAAGCUACACCAUUUUCACAAGCAUCAUAUGACACAGCUGGCACGGCAGCGACAACCGCUGAAAUUUCGCAGGCUAUGGCAGUAUCGAUGAUUCCACAUCAAAACAAGUCAUGGACGGUGAUACACAGAGAAUCUGAGCCAUCGCCUCCUAUCUUACGACGAUUGAUCACGCAACCAACUGUUGAGGUCAAUCGUCCGGACUUUUCAUUUGUGUUGGAGGAAUUCUUUAUGACAGGAGGUAAGACUGAUAAUGGUCCUGCAACUCCCCCGCAAAAUCUACAUAUAAUGGAUGGGGUAGAUUCACCACUUCGAAACCCUCGUGCCCCCCCUGAACCUCCCGCGAUUAAAUUCAUCCCGCCGACACCUUCUGAUAUGUCACCUGGGGCAGCCGAAGAACGCCAACUAGGUUUUGAUUUUGGGACUCAACUGGACGAAGACUAUGAUGAUCGUCCUUCAACUUCAGACCGACUCAAACGAAAUUUCUCUCUUCGCCGUGCUUUCAGUAACCGCCGCUACUCGGAUGUUAUAAUACCAGACGCAGGUUUGUUUAAGCGUACGUUCUCACUUGGCGGUCGUCGCAAGGAUAUUGCAACCCAGACAUCAAAACCAGAAGCAAAUCCUUCUACACACUAUCCAUCAGUUCUCGAUCAACCUGCUGAUGAAAGUAAGCUACACCCGUUCUGGAGACCAGCAAACUUCUGGGAUGAUCUGGAAGAGAACGAUAAUGAGUCAGGUGAAGACGAGGAAGAUGAUUUUCCCGAGUAUCACAGUCCCGGGAGCAGACGUAUAAUACCAAAGCGUGGCCUGAGUGGAAAGCUAAAGCGCACAUUUGCGAUUCUUCCUUUGUCUUAUGGUAACGAUGAUUAUGAUCAAGCACCACUAGAUCGAAAGACUAUGCGAAGGUCUCCUAGUGGCAAUGCUUUAAGAGUUGUGAAGCAGAGAAGCAAUAACACAUUGAGGCGAGAGGCAGAUGAAAGAGUUCUUCGUGAUGCAAAACCUGGAGAGUUUGGUCAUGGUUUCAAAGAGGGCAAUGGAGGUCGCAUUCACACUAUUCCUGGAUUGGGCUUGAGAAUUGAAUAUGUGGGGUUGAGAGGAUUAGGAAGAAAAAUUACUGAAAGAAGAAGAGAGCAGAGAAACGCAAAGUUGCGAGCCACAAUCAGUAGACCGAGAGGAUUGAGAAAUGGAAUUGAUGAUGUUUUGGAACCAAGGAGUCUAGAGUCGACGAAUGUUAUAUGA
Messenger RNA from Sclerotinia borealis F-4128, 2982 nucleotides. Lineage: Eukaryota; Fungi; Ascomycota; Leotiomycetes; Helotiales; Sclerotiniaceae. The record is from the annotation of a GenBank genome assembly.